Molecule: messenger RNA, 546 nt
Organism: Auanema sp. JU1783
Lineage: Eukaryota; Metazoa; Nematoda; Chromadorea; Rhabditida; Rhabditidae
Source: the annotation of a GenBank genome assembly
AUGUGUUUACUCGUUCUCCUUAUAAGUGUAUGUGAAGCUCAAGUCUUCUAUCCCAUCUCUUACGUCCCAUAUGAUAAUCCACUUCCAGUUAUGAAUCCUUACAGAUAUUACAUUACAAACAUCCCUCAGCAGAUGAUGUAUCCUAAUCCAAUGUUAACACCAAAUCUGCCAUUAUCCAUAUAUGGCAACAGGCCUUCAUUUCGACGCGAAAUGAAAGAUGAUUCUGCCAGCAAUGAAUUUCGUGAUGAAGAUGGAGCUUAUGAAGAAAGCAAUUCAAAACAAAAUAAAUUUGUUCAUCUGUUACGUCCUAAAAUCCCGCCAUCAUCUCUACUUCAGAAUGCAGAUUAUCUCUCGCUUAUCAAUGACAAAGAUAACUUCCAUAAUUCCGGAUGUUCAUAUCAUCUUUUCCGUCAGAAGUGUGUUGAUAACUUCGGCCUCUGCAAAGGAGGAUGUAAGGAUUUCUCAAUUUCCGAAUCCGUUCCAGUACACGAUUGUCGAUGUAUACCAUAUGGAUAUGCUGCCUUACUUAAGCUAGCUGGUCGAUGA